Pyrenophora tritici-repentis Pt-1C-BFP is the source of this 1791-nucleotide messenger RNA. RefSeq names its product UshA, 5'-nucleotidase-2',3'-cyclic phosphodiesterase and related esterase. Gene Ontology annotation, molecular function: nucleotide binding; metal ion binding; hydrolase activity, acting on ester bonds. Gene Ontology annotation, biological process: nucleotide catabolic process. Lineage: Eukaryota; Fungi; Ascomycota; Dothideomycetes; Pleosporales; Pleosporaceae. The record is from RefSeq and is a predicted model, not a curated record.
AUGAAGUUCGCCACCCGAUCAAGCGCUUCCUUGGCUGUCCUUUCGGCAUUGGUAGCGGUUGCGCAAGCAGAUGAUGCGCUUUACAGUAAACGCAUGGUAAAGCGUGAUAUUGAUGCGGAUGGGAACUACAACAUCACAUUCUUCCACAUCAACGACGUUCACGCCCAUCUCGACGAGUUCAGCUCCUCGGGAACCGAUUGCACAAAGCCCGAACGAGGAUGCUAUGGUGGCUAUGCGCGUGUCAAGACCAUAAUAGAGGAGCAACGCCCAAACUACGAGGACAGCUUAUGGCUAAACGCUGGUGAUGAGUUUCAGGGUACCUUGUUCUACAGCUUCUAUGGUGGCGAGAAGAUUGCAGAAACUCUGAAUGAGCUCAAAUUCGAUGCUAUGACUCUUGGAAACCACGAGUUUGACGGGGGCGAUGGCGAGCUCGGAGAGUUCUUGGUCAAUCUGACAUUCCCGAUCAUCAGCGCGAAUGUGCAUUCGCAGGAUCCCAAUGUCAACAAGACAGUCAAGAAGUAUACGAUCUUCGAGGAGCAUGACCUCGCUUUGAUUGGUGUUACUGCAGAAGAGACUGCCAGUCUUAGUAACUCUGACCCUACUACUGUGUUUUCCAACACGGUUGAGGCUGUACAAGGCGCCAUCGAUGAAAUAAAAGCGACAACCAACAUCACCAGGAUUGCAGCUCUUACUCAUAUCGGCUAUGACAAAGAUCAAGAGCUCGCGAAAGCUACUACCGGUCUUCAUCUCAUCAUUGGUGGCCACAGUCACACUCUCCUUGGCGACAUGGAAGAUGCUAAGGGAAAAUACCCCACUAUUGUUGACAACAAAGAUGGAGAUGAAGUCUUUAUCGUCACUUCAUACCGCUGGGGCGAAUACGUCGGCUAUAUCGAUGUCACCUAUGAUCCCCAGGGCAAGAUUGUCGCUUACCAUGGCGCUCCUAUCCACCUCACAAACACCACUAAGCAAGAUGAGGACCUUCAGAAAGAGAUUGAUGCAUGGCGCGUUCCUUUCGAGGAGUUUGCCGCCGAAGUUCUUGGCACCAGCUCGGUUGAGCUCGAUCAGACUACCUGUCAACAGAAAGAAUGUCUUCUUGGCGAUUUCAUGGCCAAUGCCAUGCUCGACUACCGCAAGAACAACACCCAAGAUGUAGACUUCGCUCUCAUCAACGCAGGCGGCAUCCGCGCCACAAUCGACCAAGGCGACAUCACCCGCGGCGAAGUGCUGACGUCAUUUCCCUUUGGAAACGCAAUCGUCCAAGUCGAAAUCGACGGAAAGACUCUAUGGGAGUCUCUGGAGGGCAUCGUAACCGGUGUCAAUGUUGGCAACGGUCGGGAAGUCACUUCCUUCUUCCAAAUCAGCACAGGCAUCAAAGUCGAAUACAACCCCGAGAACGGCAACAACAGCAAGCUUAUCGCUGUUACCAUUGGAGACGAGCCCCUAAAGAAUGAGACCAAGUACCAGAUGGUCACCUUGGACUUUAUUGCGGGCGGCGGCGAUAACUUCUUCGAGCCAUCAACGGAUUUCAUCACGUUGGAUACGCAGGAUGAGGUUUUGACUGCAUAUAUUCUGAGCAAGAGCCCAGUCGAUAUUAAGCUUGACGGAAGGAUUGAAGAGGUGGACCGUCAGAGGGAUGAUGUUGCUCCCGGAUCUGGCAAUGGCACUACGAACAGUACGCGACCUACGACUGGUGCGCCGCCUCAGCAGACUACCAACUCGGCCGCUCGGGUCGGCCAGGACACUGUUGGUGCGAGUGCAUUUGGGCUACUGGUUGCGUUGUUGAUGCUUUAA